AGCAGGGCACAGGCUGGUUACUCUUCCAGCACAGCAGCCUAUUACCCCUUCCCCCUCUCCUCAAUGGGCCCCUCCUGGUCCUGCUGCUGAAUACCCCACAUCAGAUACCCCAACUGCAUCCAGGCACAGGAACUACACUUAGAGGAAAUCACACACUCAUACUCCCAGGAGUGCACACUCAUUGUAUACCCAUCAGCUUCAAACACCAUCCUGCCCUCUUUCACACUCCACUACCACCUACACCCCCUUCCUGGAAAAAGUUUGGGGUUUACAUUCUGAUUGUACCAGCUCUGCUUCAUUGUGAGGGGGGACGAGGUCUCUCAGGUAUGGUGUGUAGGAUCAAUCUGGAUGUCAUCUGUGGCUGCAGAUACCACCAUGGCCAGACCCACCAGCUAGAUGUGCCAAGGAGGAAUCAAAGCUGCCAGAGAGAGGGCAUUUCACUGCCACAGGCAGCACAGAAAUAUACAGGGAUGCGGAGCGCUCUGGGCACACCGGGGUUUUAGUAAACCUCACUGCACCAGCUCAUCUCUGCACCCUUACAACUAUACCUCACUCUCCGGUGGAAUAUCAUCACCUCUUGCUGGUUUGUCUCACUGGCAUUGGAGACCAAAUCCUGCUGGAUCCAUGAGGCACAUCCAGAUGGAGACGGAGCCCACUGAGGAGGCUGGCGCUAAUAACAUCCAUCCUGCAGAUGGCAGCUCAGCCAAUCCAGGCCAGGCUGCAGUAUUGGAAACUGGACAGGACUGCAGGGUACGUGUUGGUUAUCCUGAAAAUGAACUGAAGCUCCAGAAGGUUUAUCAUAUCUCCAUCACUUCACCACCAUCAUCUCCAGUACAGCCUGGGCCAAAGGCCUGCUGCCACCAAGCCUUGAAGAGGAGUCCACCACACCAGCUUCUUCCUGAGCCUGCCAGAAGCCCAAAGAGGGCACUAUGGGGUCAAGCCAGGAAUGAUGGAACCCGUGGACCUUCACAUUUGGAUGGGGACCACCCUUGCUGCUCAUCAUUAGGAGAGGAGGAGGAGGACACAUUUGAAGAUGGGUUACUUUCAGAAGAGAUGCAGCUGUGUGGCUCGGCUCAGCAUUUCUCUCACAGUGGUUUGCGUGUUAUUGAGCAUAGAGCUGAGGACUUUCCUUCCAGGGAUGUUCCUUGCAGACGGUUGGCGGUUCACACUUCCACCAAUCCGAGUUGCAGACGGACAGACUCCCUCUCUCCUCCCCCAAGCAUAUCUUUGCACAGUAAUGCCCCAAAAGAGAAACCACUGGUGAGCUCUGAAGGACUACCCAACACCCUUGAGGACAGUGGGAAACCUAUCUCCAUGAAUCCUUGGGGUUUUUACCAGGCUGUGGAAGCACCUUCCAGCAGCCAGCACAUACUUGAUCAUGUUUUGCACAAAAUUGCACAUUUGGAGAGUUUAGUGGAAAAGGAUAGCCAGGACCACCAAGGUAGCGGCCAAUGUAAUGGUAGCCUGGUAGUUGAGACUGAAUCAGAUGGCACCUUGAAAGAGCCGCUUACCCCACAUGUAAAUGGCCAGAAGAUGCAGGAGGGAGCAAAUCUGAGUUCUUCAGAAAUGACCCCUCCAGGUCUCCCUCGGCUUAGCAUGCCUGGAACCAGCAAUGCCGCAGUGAAGAGGAAGCUUCUCCCAUCUAGUGAGACGGUGGAUUCCUGCUCUGAAGAUGAGGGCCAGAGCAAGAGAUGGAGAGGAGGUGAGACCUGCCAAGCACUCCACGGAGCCUGCAGAAGCACCGAUUCCAAAGCUGCUCCCUUUUGGAAUCAUCUAUUACCUGCAGCCAGGAAUGCACAGAAGAGCCCGUCAGAUUGCACAUCGCGGAGGUUGAAAAGGGGAUUAAGGUUAAAAUCGAGAUCUCUGCGCAGCCUGAGGAAAGGACCCUUUUCUCGAAGCUGUAAUGGGAACUGGGCAACAUCUUGUAUAAGCCGAUCUUUACUAGGCAACUUUGAGGAGUCCAUACUGAGAGGAAGAUUUGCUCCGUCCGGUCAGAUUGAAGGAUUCACAGCAGAAAUAGGUGCCAGCGGUUCCUACUGUCCCCAGCACGCCACUCUCCCUGUCGAGGUCACAUAUUUUCAUAUCUCUGAGCACAGCAUGCCCUCACCUUUCCUGGGAGUUAUUGAUUUGGAUGCUGUAGGCAAGAAGGGGUACAGUGUCCCCAGCACAGGAACCAUUCAAGUGACCUUAUUUAACCCCAACAAAACUGUGGUGAAGAUGUUUCUGGUCACUUACGACUUCAAGGACAUGCCACCAAACCACCUAACCUUUCUGCGCCAUCGCAUCUUCCUGGUGCCUGUGCAGGAAGUGGAAGAUGGUGAAAGGAGUACGCAGGAAGCCACUGAAUGCGGAUCUGGCAAGGAUAAAGCCAGAAGGAUAUUGUGCUACCUCAUGCACCUGAGGUUCCAUCGGUCAAAGUCUGGGAAAAUUUACCUCCAUGAUGAUAUCCGCCUACUCUUCUCCCGCAAAUCCAUUGAGGUGGACACUGGGAUACCUUAUGAACUCAAAUCCUUCACUGAGGCCCCCAAGAAUCCAAAGUACUCUCCUCGGCUUUGAAGGAGGACUGGAUGGUGUGGAACUCUGUCACACCCACACUUCCAACCCCAAAAGUUGCACACACCUUAUUUAUUGCCUAAUCCCUUGCUUUUCCCUGAAUCCUGCAGUAGUUGAAGCUCAAACACCCUUUUUGAUUAUUACUGGGGACAAGACAUGGUGUCACCUCUGUUAAGCAAUACUUCUCAGAGGGUCGGUUACUGUAAGAUCGUUUGAGCUGCAAAGUUAACUGAACUUUUUUAUUUUUUUUCAUUUUAUUUUUUUUAAACUUUAAAGCCUUCCUGUUCCCUUAAAUUUUUUCUGUUUUACUGCUCUAUUUAAAGUGGGGAAAUGGUCACUUCCAGAAUUCUCCAUAGAACAUGUCAAGGCUGCUUAUUUAUUGGUGAAACAUAGCUUGUACGUGAAAACCUAGCCAAUGCUUCGGUUUUCUUCUAGAGGGUCCAGCUUGUUUUAAAUAUGGGUUGGUUACGAAAGUGUAUGACUUCUUGAUUGAUAACAUUGUUUGGAAAUACCACGUAGGCUGCGGCUUUCAGGGAUUCCAAAAGUAUAUUAUCUGGGCCUUGAAAACCAGAUGUGCUAUGAAAUUAUGGUAUAUUGUAGUUGGCUUUUUGUCCUUAGAUAAUGGUAAGCAACUUGCAAACCCUGUGCAUUGUCCCCGAUCUUCCAUCAGCCAGAGGGGCCUACUGACUACACUCUGAGCUUUUACCUACUGAACUAACCAAACAUUUGAUAGUGGUCACCUGAGCAGCAUACUCCAAAUUUAUUCUUUAAUCCAUACACCCCUAGCCUGGCCAAGGAUCAUGGGAACUGUGGGCCCAAAAGUGUGUUCAGUGACCUCUCUGCUUUGCAAUGUGGCAAGAAAACAAGUUCUGACGUAUAGAAGGAAUCCCUGUAUUCUGCACCCCUAUGUGAGUGCAGUUUAAAUGAAAGUCCCUCUGGAAGAAGAAUCUAACCUCCUUGGUAGAAUGUCCGCUAUUUUGUAUUGUUUGUUGUGUGCUAAACUCGAACACUUAUAUUUUCCUAAACAAAUUAUUCCCCCCAUGUGCCCUUCACCAACCAGGGCGCAUUUUAACCCUCUGAGGCAUUUCAAUCUGCUUUCUGGCUUAUAUGUCCUAAAUAUAUUUUUUAAUGGUUAAUAACCUUCUGAAAAAUUCUCUUUACUAGGAUAGAAUAGCUUUUCAUACAGGAUUAACACCUUGUAUAGCUGUAGCUGCAAAUCUGUUAAUCUACCAGAAUCGCCGUAAACCUUCUCCAUUUUACCAGCAGUUGAAGUUUGUGACAUUUACUGGUUGAAUCACACAUUUUGUAUUCCAAUGUUAAGGUUUUUCUCUAAACUGGGAAUUGUGAAGAGUUUGCUACCAGCAUUCCACAAUUCUCGAUUUGUGGAAUAAAGCCCAUUUGCACAGUUCCACAUACUCUGAAUCUGUUGGCUGUUUUUGUUAGGAGGUGAGCUAGCAUGGUAUUAACAGAGGCUUCUGUAAGAAACAAAAUGGCAGCCGUUACUUGCUUCUUGGCUGAAUGUAUAGAAAGCACAUUAACAAGAUUAUUCAAGAUUAUGGUUAGAAAUUGACCAGGGGAUUUUUAAUUUAGGCCAAAAUUGUGAAUUGGAAAAAUUCUCCAAGUCGCCUACAAUGUGUUUUGACCUAAAACUGGUCAAUUCCUGCUCUAGUGAAACCCCCCACUUGCAUUGUUCCAGCAAGCAUGUUCGAAACAUACACAUCUGGGAGAAACGAGAUGGCAGCUAGAAU
This is a messenger RNA of Pelobates fuscus (common spadefoot toad), 4301 nucleotides long. It is a transcript of the gene ATOSB, whose product is annotated as atos homolog B. The record is from RefSeq and is a predicted model, not a curated record. Lineage: Eukaryota; Metazoa; Chordata; Amphibia; Anura; Pelobatidae. The transcript is spliced from 9 exons. Bases 397 to 2556 code for a protein of 719 amino acids.